This is a messenger RNA of Miscanthus lutarioriparius, 1035 nucleotides long. NCBI's taxonomy places the organism in Eukaryota, Viridiplantae, Streptophyta, Magnoliopsida, Poales, Poaceae. The record is from the annotation of a GenBank genome assembly.
AUGUCCAGCAGCGGUGGAGAAAAGGGCGGGGAGUUGGAUAAACCAGGCAGGUGUCUCCUCAUCCCUUCUGCUACCGGCCCUAACUGCAAUGAUGUCAUGAUUUCCCUGGGCGAGUGCUUUGCCAUCAAUCAAGUUAUAGAUAAUGAAGAGAAGAGGGGGGCAAUCAAGCAAUCCUUUCCUCAUGGCCAUGGCUAUGCCCAUCCUGCUAAUGAACAAGUGAGAAGCAGAAAUGAGGAUAUAGUUUAUGGCAAAAAAUAUGUGAGUACACCAGUUAUGGAGGUCACCAGUGGGAAAAGUUAUUCAAUGGGCACAACCUCCAAGGUCACCGAUGGCAAGCAAGAUGCAAGGAGGGGCACCCUAGAAUGGAAAGAGGUCUAUCGUAUUGCUGAUCGUAAUGAGAUAAAGUUGGCUAAAAUUCCCAUGGACCGUGGCUCAGUAGAGUUGUAUGGAUACAUAGCUGUGCGGGAUUGUCUGGAUCCAUUACUUAACUAUAUUGUCAAUAUUAGCAGGUAUGACCCUGUCAUCAUGGAACAGGGUUCCCUCAUUGAAAUGUCUGGCCCUAAGCGAGGUAUCGAUAUGUAUGGCGAUGCUCUACUUGAAUACGACAUGAGGAUCAAGACAGGGGAUCGAGAAGAAGAUGACUUACAGCUGAUUGAUGGUGUAUCAGUCCUCCCUGAUAUAAUCUUGAGACCAUGUAACCCAUACACAAAUCGCCUUCGUGGUGAUCACGGUGCGGUUGACAUAACCCGGGCACUUCUUUAUAAAGCAGUGGAGGCAACAGUAGAAGUCGCCAUAUCAGAAGUGAGGAGCAAUUUCGAUCUAUCUCUUAGCUCUUUUACCAGUGGGAUAGAUAAAGAAAUCCAGCUCUUUGGUGGCGCCAUUGGUGAGCCGCGCCGCUUGAGGCGCUUCGUGGAUUACACAAAUCUGGCCCUGAAGCCUGACUCAGAGCCCACUCACUGCAGCGCUGCUCGCCUUGCUAUUGGGCCUGAGACCCAACCAACCUCACGCGAGGCCCAGAUCAAGCUCUAUUUGUGA